AUGAUGUGCACAAGCGCCCAUGUGCGCACUGGGUUACACUGGAACCUGAAGAAAGAAAUAAAAGAAAUCACUCACUUGAGCGAUGAAGAAAUUGCAGUGAUUCAUAAGCGAUUUACUUCGAUUAGCAACAAGGGGAGGCUGGACUACCAAAAUUUUGAAAAAAGCUUAGGUAUCCUUGGGACCAUCAAGAAUGCUUAUCUGUACAAUUCCAUUUUUAAAGCUUUCGACACGAAUGAAGAUGGAUAUCUUGACUUUUAUGAGUUUUGUGUUGCCAUCAACACGAUGCUGAAGGGGAGUAAACGGGAGAAGGUGAAGCUGUCUUACCGCAUUGUGCACGCCGGGAGCAGUGGGGGUAGUAGCCGGCAUCGGGGGGAAGCAGAUGAUAUGGAUGAGCAGGAAGCAGGUGGAAUGGCAGGCCGAGCAAAUGGCCAAACCGCAAGCCCGGCAGGCCAAACGGCAGAGCAGGCCACCCCAGUAAUCAGAGACUACUCCGACUACAUCUCGUACGAACAAUUCAAACAAAUCGUCCUAAGCAUAAAUGAUAUUAAGAAACAGCUUCUGGGGACGCAGGAGAAAAUCCUAAUUAGUCAAAUAAGUUACACCUUUAAAUCACUGAGCAUGCUCUGCGACGAUGGCAAGUAUCGGAUGAAUCUCAAGUGCUACCGGAAGGCAGUGAAGUGCAACGAAUUUUUAAAGCUCCUUGGCAUCCACAACAAAGUGGCGGAUGCUUUUAUAAGUAGCGAAAUUGAGAAAAAGAAGAAAAUCCCAUCUGGAAGGAGUCGCUUUAUCAGUGGCAAUGCAUUAGGGGGGGAGUUUACUCGACGACUAGGGUCCAAUCAUCGAGUGAAAUCCUUCUCCGUGUCUUCCAACACGCGGUUUUCCCUUGGCAAAGGCUCCGCCUCGUCUCUAUUCACUCGAGGGAGGAAGAAGAAAAGCAGCGUCGAGGGGGGGACCGGCGGAGGGUAUAGUGGCGGGUACAGCGGCGGUGGGGGUGGCGAUCCGAAGGACGCUCCAAAGGAUGCUCAUCGUGUGCACCACGCGGAUCAUGCGAGGAGGAACUGUCAAGGAAGAAGCCCCGUCGGCCCCCGACUCAGAGACAAGGACAAACGUUGUGCACCCCUAAAGAGCAUCGUCAUUCAGUCAAGCAUCUCCUCAGAAGGAGAAGCGGCAGCCAAACGGGACGGCCUAUUCGAGUCGACCGUCCGUAUGUCAGGAAAGGAGUUAAGUGGGAAACGUAAUUUUUUGAAUGUGCCCCGUGGUGGUGAUGGGUCUAGGAGCCGAUCUUGUGUCGCCGCUGGUGUGGGGGCUUCGCAGGCACCCCGAGGAAUGGAUCCAACAGGCGGGAGGGAAGAAGUGGCGAAGCAAGAGCAGAAGCAGCAGAAGAAGAAAGGGGAAUGUCCGAAAAAGGGGAGCAGUAACGCCCGUAAUAGGAAGGACAAUCCAAAUGGGCCAAUCAGAGAUGUAUCGAAGGGGGGUGCUCCAAAUGACUCACCGAUGAUGACGACCGAGGGAAGAAAAACGGCGAAGUGUGGCAUCGAAGAUGCCUCGAGAAAAGCCAGUUGCAGUGAACGAAACAACCCCUACCAACAAUCGUGUCCCUCUUCCAGCUUCCAUAACAACGUGAUGAUGGAAGAGAGCGGGAACAGGGGGGACGGAAUACGGGAAAAUUACGAGCCAUCGGAGAGCAGCUCGCACGUUUGGAAUGACCACUCCGAUGUAGAGGUGGUGACUCUGAGAAAGGGGGGGUGUCCGUUGGAUUGGAGGAACGGAACGGGGGCGGUGGAUAUCGCAGGGGGGGAGCUGACCAGCGGAACGAGUACCCCCUCCAGCGAAGCGGGUAGCGGCGGGGGUAGCGGCCCGGUUAGCAGCCCGGUUAGCCGUUCCCCCCAUGGUGGCUCCCCCUACAGAUGCACCGUAACUCCGAGGCGAGACAAUACCGAUGGCAACGAAAAGGAUGCACUGAAGAUGGAUCCAUCCGAUCAGACUUACCAUGGGAUGGAGAAAUACGAAUGUGAAAUCUUGAAGGCAAUCCUCAGAUUUGAAAAAAAAAAAGAAAACAAAACAUACGUGGAGGAGUACAACGAGUAUGUGAAGGGGUAUAGAAAGUUUGCGGAGGAGCAGGAGGAAGGAUACUCACUUGAUUUGGACACUUACUCGGAUGGGAAGGAAGAACUUGAGAAAGAGGUGGAAGAAGGGGGCAAGGAUGGCCAAUUUAACGACGGAGGGGGGAGCAGUGCAUAUGAAGAUAUAGAAGGAGAGGACAGUGCAGGUAGUGAACAGGGAGACCAUGCAGAUGGUGGGAUAACCCUAAAGGGUAAAUCUGAAGUUAAGGGCGGUGAGAAACGUGAUGCCAGCAGCCGUGAGAGGAACCACAGCCAAGAGGGUGCAGUGGGAGCGGUUGCCGUGGCAACGGUUGCCGGGGAGGCUGCAAAAGAUGCCACCGCUGCAGUGGAGAACGCAAAGUACCUCUGCAAGAAGUAUUUUGAGUACAAAGAAUUUUUGGAGCACUCCAGGUGUCCCAUUUCUCACAGCCACAAUGGUCUCAUGAUGAGUAGCAAUGAUUCCUGUGUGGUUAACUCUCCCAGUUGUGAAGACCGCAUGUAUGGAAACCGGGGUAAGGGAGGAAAGGGUGCUACCAGAGAUGCCAAUCAGUCGAAGGUGCUGCUCCACUUCAGCAGCGAUGUCAUUAGGAAGAAGUUUUAUAUUCCAACAAGCAACUGCCACUACGUCAUGGUGAAUAAAGAUUUGACCAAAGAGCAGGUGCUGUAUCACUUAGGGAACAUCGUCGUGGCUACGAAGGAUUAUCUGAGCAGGGAGCGGAAUGGGGGUGGCGACUACAACCGCAUCUUCUUCUUCUUCUUCCACGUGUUUAAGUAUCACUUGGGGGGGGAUGCCCAGGAGGAGGGGGGGGGGCCCGUGCACAGUGGUCAUCCGAAUGAGGCGAACGAGGCAAGUCAUCCCGAUCAGCCCAAUCAGCCAAAUCAGCCAAAUCAGCCAAAUCAGCCCAAUCAGCCAAAUCAGCCAAAUCAACCCAAUCAGUCAAGCCAUCCCAAUCGGGCAGAUCCAUGUGGCCACACUGCUAACCCAGGUGUGUGUUCCCACCCCCCGUACAGAGAAGAACCCAGCAACGAGUCCCAAAUGAGCACAAAGAAUCUGAGGGCCAAUAUCUACUACAACGUUUUGCUCGUAACUCAGAUAGUGAAGUAUUUCCUCCACACGAUAACAAUUUCGCAGAAGUGUCCAUCGUCCUACGACUCCAUCGAGGAGAGUAGCUGCGUCCGCAGCAUGAAUCAAGUGAGUAUCCUUCUAAGUCAUACGAGCCACCUCCUCGCAACCUACUCCAAGGGACAGAACAGAAAUAGGAAGAUAUAUAUUAAUAAGUCUAAUUACUAUCGUAGGCUCAGCAGAGGGAAAUUGUCCGUCUCUUUGAGACAGAGGAAGAAAAAAAGGAACCUUCAGAAAAUUUUGGCUGUCUACUUUGGACAUGAAAGAUGGGAUCUAGUGAUGAAUAUGAUGAUUGGCAUUCGCCUCUCAGCAAUUAAGGUGUAUAACACCAGUGGGAUUAGGGAUUUGUUCCGACACAAGGACCUUCUUGAGUUACCCACAUCUAAUGCACGGAAUAGAGUUGUCUUUAAAAAUUACGCGCCGGUGAUUUUUAAGCAGAUUCGAAAUAUGUAUGGAAUAAGAUCCAAGGAAUACAUUUCCUCUGUUGGACCGGAGCAAGUGAUAAGUAACAUGGUGUUGGGAAACCUCUCUACGCUGAGCGAGUUACUCUCAGAGGGGAAGAGCGGUUCGCUCUUUUAUUUUACCAGCAAUGGGAAGUAUAUCAUCAAGACGGUCUCCAAAAGCAUCCACAGUCUGUCCAAAGCCCUGUUGCCGAAGUAUUACGAGCACAUCAGGAAUAACCCAGACUCUUUGCUCACCCGCCUCUAUGGAAUCCACUGCAUAAAAUAUAAAAGCGGAUCGGGAAGAAGCUCGAAGAGGAUCUACUUCAUCGUGAUGAACAACUUCUUCUCCUCGGCCGUGGAAAUCCACAGGAGGUACGACAUCAAGGGGAGCCUGGUGGGGCGCACGGUGCCCCCGGCCAAGAGGGAAGACCACACCAUCGCUCUCAAGGACGUAGACAUAGACGAACUGGGUGACAGAAUUACCCUCGGAGAAAAGAACAAGGAGAAACUGCUCAAAGUCAUAAAGGCAGAUGCAGAAUUUUUAAAACAAAAUUACCUCCUUGAUUAUUCCCUUCUUUUUGGGAUCCAUUACAAAGAAUUCUCUCGAGAUUUAGUUAGCUGGAAUGACAGUCGCACAAAUGAGGUUCGACAUGUAUUUGAUCAGGAGGGAAAAUGCAUCUCGGCCCGGCCCUUCCAUCAGUGCGACCACGGAGGCAUGAUCAGCAUCGACAAGAACAAAAUUUUCUUCUUUGGGAUCAUCGACAUUUUCACCAAGUGGACGUAA
This is a messenger RNA of Plasmodium inui San Antonio 1, 4452 nucleotides long. RefSeq names its product 1-phosphatidylinositol-4-phosphate 5-kinase. The record is from RefSeq and is a predicted model, not a curated record. The transcript is spliced from 4 exons. Gene Ontology annotation, biological process: phosphatidylinositol metabolic process. Bases 1 to 4452 code for a protein of 1483 amino acids. NCBI's taxonomy places the organism in Eukaryota, Apicomplexa, Aconoidasida, Haemosporida, Plasmodiidae. Gene Ontology annotation, molecular function: phosphatidylinositol kinase activity; calcium ion binding.